ACGUAGUACGUACACCGGAAGAAAAAGGAAACGGGUGAUGCUGAAGCCUGCACCGUUACGUGUGACCAAAGCGAAAGCCAAGUAAGCCCCACAACCGCCGCUCUCUCUCUCUCUCUCUCUCUCUCUCUGCACACAAAACCCCCUUCCUCUUUCCCACUCAUAGCUCCGGCUGUGAUCUCUACCAUUAGCUGAAGCCGAAGGACAGGAGUUUUUGAUCUUCUGGGUUUCUAGGACGAGUUGAGUAUCAGCUGUGAAACUGAGGGAGCUCGUCGGUUUGUGCAACUUUUAUCGCCCUUUGCUGUAUAUUUUUCGGUGUUGGAGGCGAUUCUCUGAUGGUGGGUUUGAGUUCGUGGGGAAGAAGCAGACAAGGGAAAUGUUGAAAUCGUUCAAGGAUUCCCUCAAAGCCCUCGAAGCUGAUAUUCAGUUCGCUAAUACCCUGGCUUCAGACUACCCGCAAGCAUACGGUGGCGGCUGCCUUCAGAUGAGACUGUCCUACAGUCCCGCAGCUCAUUUUCUGCUCUUUCUCGUUCAGUGGACUGAUUGUCGGCUUGCUGGUACCUUAGGACUGCUUAAGAUUCUUAUUUAUAAGGCCUAUGUGGAUGGUAAGACUACCAUGUAUGUUCACGAACGGAGAGCGACCAUUAGGGAGUUCUAUGCUGUAAUAUUUCCCUCACUGCUGCAACUUCACGGAGGGAUUACUGAUGUGGAGGAGAGGAAACAGAAAGAAGUCUGCGCUACGAAGUACACGAGAAAGGACGAGGCCGAUAAAGGGAAGCUCUCUGUAGCCGAUCUAGAGCGGGAAGAGGAGUGUGGCAUUUGUAUGAAGAUUAGCUCGAAGAUCGUGCUCCCUAAUUGCUGCCAUUCUCUGUGCAUGAGGUGUUACAGGGACUGGCUAUCAAGGUCCCAAUCGUGCCCAUUUUGUCGGGACAGUCUCAAGAGAGUAAACUCCGGUGACCUGUGGAUAUACACAACCAAUGGUGAUGUAGCUGACCUGUCUUCUAUCGCAAGGGAGAACAUGAAGAGACUUGUCCUGUACAUUGAGAAGCUGCCCGUCAUUGUCCCCGAUCCCCUCUGCGUCUCGUCUCAGCAGUACUCUCAUUUUAGGUGAUCUAUAGCCCUUUAUGUUGUCGGUGAUGAUGACCAUAUGUAGAUAACAUGUCUGUAGAUAACAUACGUUUGUGGACUGUACAUAUUUAUGUCUCGCAUUGGGGCACUCUUAGAAAUUGUAGAUAUAGUUCGUUGCUCGGUAUUGGUUCAAUCUUUAUCAGAUGUCUGCCUUUGCUGUAUUUGAAAUUGAUACAUGAUACGUCAAUGCAAUAUUAUCAGGGUCAAUGAUUCAAGUAC
This is a messenger RNA of Punica granatum (pomegranate), 1344 nucleotides long. The record is from RefSeq and is a predicted model, not a curated record. Lineage: Eukaryota; Viridiplantae; Streptophyta; Magnoliopsida; Myrtales; Lythraceae.